Messenger RNA from Macroventuria anomochaeta, 1120 nucleotides. RefSeq lists its product as uncharacterized. Lineage: Eukaryota; Fungi; Ascomycota; Dothideomycetes; Pleosporales; Didymellaceae. The coding region runs from base 120 to 998 and encodes 292 amino acids. The transcript has a single exon. The record is from RefSeq and is a predicted model, not a curated record.
UCCAUUUCAACGCGUUGUCCAGAGCGAUAACUACGAAAAAACUCGAUUUGUCAACAAGUCAACCGAGCCUGCAUCUUGCCACGACUGUGUACACACGGAGCCUACAGCUCAAAGCGAUCAUGGCUUGGGUGCCUGCUCAACUACCUUACCUCAAACCGCCCGACCUACUACCGGCCCCUCUACCUAUCGAAUCUCGUUUCUUCGAAUCAACAGCCGUGUUUCGGGACGAUGCAUCCUAUCACAGGGUGGUUGCGGUUGAGCCUCACUUCAUUGUCAAAUACGGACGGGGUGUUAAGGAGAUCGAGGGCCAGGUACUUCUGUUUCUCGAGCACCACCUAGAAGCUUGCCAUGGGUUGCCGAAACUCUACGCAAUGUAUCGCAUAGCAAGUACGGGCCAUGUCUGCCUGAUCAUGCAGCGCAUGCCUGGUGUGUCACUCAAUCAAUUGUGGCCUACCCUCAAGAACUUCGAAAAAUCCGAUAUUUGUACCAAGUUGAACGAAAUCUUUACGUCAAUCCGAAGUAUCCCAGCUCCUCCGCUCUACGGAAGUAUUGACCAAGGCCGGUUCCACCAUUAUCUGUUCUACAGCUCCGAUGCUGACAAAGAAAUAUGUGGUCCAUUCGACUCAGAAGACAACUUCAAUGCGGCACUGGUAAAGCGUCUCCGGUCUGCUUCGGCACAGAUGAGGAAGCAUAGCUUUAAGGCAGACUUCUAUGAGAGAAAUCUUGGAAGGACAUUAGUUGGUCAUAAGCCUAUUUUCUCGCAUUCAGAUCUGCAAAGAAAAAACGUGAUAGUGCAUUGGGAUACAUUGCAGGGCUUAACCGUCAGCCUAAUCGAUUGGGAGGAGGCUGGCUGGUUCCCGGCUUAUUGGGAAUACUUCGCUGCCCUGCAAGGUGUACAAUGGGAUGACGACUGGUCCCAGCGUAUCGAAGAAAUUAUGGAACCUUGGGUCAGCGAAGCGGCAGUCAUGAAAAUGGUGCAUCAAGACCUAAUAUUCUAAGCGAUAAUGUUCUUAUUUGCUAGCUCUUUGAUAUAUCUCAGCUGGCUAAGUUCAGAGCCAUCCAACGGAAUUGUUCUACGAAUCUAGAAUAAACUAGCAAUACAAGACAUAAUCCCUCCAGA